Messenger RNA from Owenia fusiformis, 731 nucleotides. NCBI's taxonomy places the organism in Eukaryota, Metazoa, Annelida, Polychaeta, Sabellida, Oweniidae. The record is from the annotation of a GenBank genome assembly.
AUACAGAAUUGCCAAUAACGUAAUCCCAUGCUAGUCUGGAAUGCCACCAAAAGGUAGAAAAUCACAAAAAAAGCUAAAAGCUCCAAAAUUGGACAAAUGUCCAUGCAACAAAGAUUGUGACAGUCUUUAUCUAAAUUGUUCGAAUUGCGACCAAUGGUGGCACUCUGACUGCCUGGGGUUAGGAAAACAUAAAGAAGAGUGCGAAAUUCUAUCGAUAUAUGCUCAGUCUGAUACAGUCUUUAAUUGUCCCUACUGUAUCAUCAAUAGCAUCACUCUUCAAGCUCCUCUUAAACCCCAAAUAUGUAAAACUAAAGAGGUAAAAGUGACAGUUGAAGCAAAACCAAAACCUACCCCAAAUAAAAGAAGUAAAGAUACAACUGAGGAGGUAAAUCUUGGAAGGAACAUAAUCAUAGUGGAUAAUAUUAAAAACCCUGGUCUAUUCAAAGACAGUAUAACUAUCAAAAAAGAAAUUAACAAAUUUAAACCCUCAGUUAAAAUUACCCAUUGCUAUCAACUUUGCAGAGGAGGCAUAGCUAUCCAUCUAGCAGAUCCGGACCAGCGCAGUCUCCUAUUAAGUAGCUGGCCCGAAGACGCAUUUGGAGGGAGUGGACUAGAUCUGGAUAUUCAUGACAACACACCGUCCCCACGCUGCAUACUGAGAAAUGUAAACCAUAAGGUGACCUCGGAGAAUGUUUCAGCGAUUAUACAAGAACAAACAGGGUUAUCUGUAA